AUCCCUAAAUCUCAUAAAACCUCUUCUUCUCUUCUGUGUCUGAAAGACGAAAUAGAGUUCUUUUCGAUCUUGAGGAUCAGAUUUCUUGGUUCUUGAUUCUUGUUUCAAGCCUAGUAUAAAAACAAUGGCUUCUUCUUUGACGAUUCUGUGCUUCUUCCACUUUCCUCACCCCAGAUCACAAACACCUUUUAUCUUUCAAUUCCCUCGUCCAAGAACACUAGCACAUCAUCUUCCAAAUUACUCGUCCAAGAGCACAAACACAAGAACUUCACAAGAAUGGAGGAGCAGACUCCGGUCUUUCUGUGGGGAUUCGAUAGCCACAUCUCUGAAUUGGACAUUUUUGAUUGCUUUGAUCGAAAGAGAGAAACUUCUUUGACUUCAGUGAACCUUCACAGAGAUCCCUUGGGAAAUUCCCUGCGAAGAGCCACACUAAUGUUCACUGAUAAACAUGAAGCUCACCAGAUGAGUGUAUCUCUGAGUGGAUUCCCCCUCGAUCAUGGACAGAUGCGCAUGUCGUUAGUUUCUUUUCCACGAGAGGAAAUCCCUGCGAGAGUUAGUAAUCAGCUAUCAAAUCCUGUAUUACAAGGACCUGUGCCAUACCAGAACACGACUUAUCAAUUGUUCCCUGAACCUCAAGCUCAUGUGCCAUGGCAAGGAUCUCAGAUAAAUCCUGUAUUACAAGGACCUGUGCCAUACCAGAACACGACUUAUCAAUUGUAUCCAGGAGCUGCUUACAUGCCACAGCAAGGGCCAACCUCUCAAGACUUUCAAAUAAAUAUUGAAAUGAGAGACGUAUACGUAGGAAAUCUUUCCACUACAACAACUGAGGGACAGUUGAAUAUGCUGUUUAGAGCUCAUGGAGAUUUAGAGCAUGUUUCAAUAAUCAAAACAGCUGAUGGUUCUUCGAGAGGCUUUGGGUUUGUCACAUUUAGGCAUGCAGAAAGUGCAGCGCAGGCAAUUAAUUCUUUGAAUGGCUACAAGUUUGAGGGUAGAGUGUGGGAAGUCCAACACAGGAAUAGUCAUCGCCGUGAAGAAAUAAGAGAAGGACUCCAGAGAGAAGUUAUCUGUUACGUGGGUAAUUUCAGAUACGAGCUUACUGAAGCCGGUUUAAAAGAUAUGUUUGCACAAUUUGGAGAGGUGUCUUCUUGUAAAAUCAGGAGAGAUCCGAAUACUGGAAAGAGUAAAGGGGACGGCUUUGUGGAGUUUGUCACUCCAGAAGCGGCAUCAAAUGCUACAGUUUUAAAUGGCAAGGUCAUUGAUGGCAGGUUUAUCUACGUGAGUUUGGCAAGGUCAAAGGUAGCUGGCAGGGCAGGGCAAGGAUCAAUGUCUGGAACUCUCUAAGUUUGACAGUCUGAUGUAGGUUGUCCUGAUACUUAUAGUUACUUUCUUCUCUUCUUGUACAAUCUUCUGGGAUGUAGUGGGGUUAUUACUUCUUCUCUU
This is a messenger RNA of Capsella rubella, 1440 nucleotides long. RefSeq names its product polyadenylate-binding protein 2. The record is from RefSeq and is a predicted model, not a curated record. Gene Ontology annotation, molecular function: RNA binding. NCBI's taxonomy places the organism in Eukaryota, Viridiplantae, Streptophyta, Magnoliopsida, Brassicales, Brassicaceae. The coding region runs from base 277 to 1341 and encodes 354 amino acids. The transcript has 9 exons.